CCCUCCAGCCCCGCCCCCUCCUCCUCUUCCUCUUCCUUCUUUUUCAUUUUUUUUUGGGGGGGGGGAGGUGGGGGUUCGAGACAGAGUUUUUCUAUGUAAUAGCCAUGGCCUGGCUGUCCUGGAACUCACUUUGUAGACCCUCAAACUCACAGAGAUCCACCUGCCUCUGCCUCCCCGGUGCUGGGAUUAAAGGCGUGCGCCACCACACCUGGCUCUUAGUUUCUUAAUUGAAAAAUCCUUCACGUGGACCCGUGUCUCUUCCACUCUCCUAUCUUCCUGCCAGUCUGCCGAUGGCGGCCUGGCUGCUGGCAUUCAUUUGACUUCCCAUUUCUCCUCCACAUUUCUUGGCACCGUAUAGCCGUGUGCUGCUCCUUACGCCCUGUGCACGAUGGUGACUUGUAGCCUCUUCCAAUUUUCGCCGCCGCACCCCACCCCUGAAGCUGGCCAGUGCCUCCUUCUGUUUGAACUUAGCUUAAGUUCGUCAUCUAAUUUCCCCAUCAAUGUUGCGGGGGUGGAGGUAUGCUGCUGAUGUCACACUGUCAUUGUGAUUACCACCAUCUCUAACAGGCAAAGAAGGAACAGUUGUUCAUGGCAACCCCUGGGUGAGACUCACCCAGCUUAGGAAACCAGCUUGACUGCAUAGACUUCAGACAACCAUGUGAAGGGGAGUCAGAGGCCACAUUUCUGUCACCAUGGUGGAUGUGCAGUGUCUGAGUGACUAUGAGUUACAUAAGCAACUGAAGAAGCUUGGAUUUUCAUCUGGCCCAAUACUACCUUCCACCAGAAAAAUGUAUGAAAAAAAGUUAGUACAAUUGUUGGUCUCACCUCCCUGUGAAUUACCUGUCAUGAAGAGACCCCAAAAGCCUCCCUGUGAACUACCUGUCAUGAAGAGACCCAAAAAGCCUCCCUGUGAACUACCUGUCAUGAAGAGACCCAAAAAGCUGCAUGGAUUUGAGGACAGCGAUGACAGUGAAGAUCCAGCGGUAAAUAUCGUUUUGAAAGGAAAUAUCAAAUUCUCCAAAGACAAAGGCAAGGGAUGUAAAAAAAAACCCGAGGCUUCUCCUAGUAAAAGAGGGACCUUAGACAUCUACCUGAGCCAGAAACCCACCAAGGGAGUCAGGUGUGCUGCAAGACUAAUUCCGAGGAUCCAGCAUGGGUGCUUUACCAAAGAGGACUCCUGCCAAGGGAACCAGAGCCCAGGGACCAGGUUCCCGUGCCGGAACCCUGGGAACAGCAUCCCGUGCCGGAACCCUGGGGACAGCAUCCCAUGGAGCUUGAAGCUGGCCAUCCUUGGCAUAUUCAUCAUUGUGUUGUUCGUCUAUAUAACCGUGGAAAAGAAGCCACUCUUGCGUUAAAACCCUUUCGGGGCAAAGCAGAAGGGCCAUGGCUACAGCCAGGCAGCCCCCCAGCCCUCUGCCCCGUGUGCUCCCUGCCCUGUACUGGCUCUCCAGGCCACAUCUGGGUUCAGCUAGGUGGAGGAGCAAGGGCUGUGUGCAUGAUGGUCUGUAAGUCAAGUAAGCCAUCAUUAAAUGUGCUAACACAUCAGAGCAGAGAGCUCUUCUGUAAAGUGCCUGGGCCU
Messenger RNA from Peromyscus californicus insignis, 1579 nucleotides. RefSeq names its product LEM domain containing 1 (gene Lemd1). The transcript has 6 exons. Lineage: Eukaryota; Metazoa; Chordata; Mammalia; Rodentia; Cricetidae. The record is from RefSeq and is a predicted model, not a curated record. The coding region runs from base 693 to 1355 and encodes 220 amino acids.